This is a messenger RNA of Salvia splendens (bonfire salvia), 1173 nucleotides long. Its product is annotated as probable receptor-like protein kinase At1g49730. The coding region runs from base 165 to 1046 and encodes 293 amino acids. Gene Ontology annotation, cellular component: plasma membrane. Lineage: Eukaryota; Viridiplantae; Streptophyta; Magnoliopsida; Lamiales; Lamiaceae. The record is from RefSeq and is a predicted model, not a curated record. The transcript has 7 exons. Gene Ontology annotation, biological process: protein phosphorylation. Gene Ontology annotation, molecular function: protein tyrosine kinase activity; ATP binding.
UGGCUACUAACGACAAAGUGGAAACUUCCAUCACUUAUUUCACCGCAGCUCCAAUUCUCAAAGCUCUGGAUCCAAUGAUCCACUGUCGCAGCACUUAAUUAUUCUUGAUUCUUCCCACCUCUCUCACUCCAUCAUUUUCCAAUUACACGAAAUUCAGAAACAAAAUGGGCACCCACAAUAUGAUUCUCAAGAUCAAGCUGCUGCUUCUUACUCUGUUUCACCUCCGAUCCCAACCCAGUACGCCUGUCCUGCUGAAACGCUACUCGUAUAGAGAUAUAAAGAAGGCCACAGACGGAUUUAGGAGAGUUUUUGGUAACUCGCCUCAUGAGGCGUCUUACAAGGCCAAGUUUCAGAAUGGCCGUGUCGGGGUAGUGAGAGAGGUCAAGUUGUUGGAUGAAGACGAUGAUUCCUUCUCAAAGGAAGUUCGCCUCUUGGGGCGUCUGCACCACCGCCACAUAGUGGCGCUUUAUGGCUUCUCGACUGGACCUAAGCGGUUCCUAGUGUUCGAAAGCAUGGAAAGAGGAAGCUUAAAGGAGCAUCUUUCUGAUCCAUUGAAGACUCCCUUGAACUGGCGAACGAGGCUCAAGAUAGCUGUUGGCAUCGCUGCUGCACUGGAAUAUCUGCAGUUUUUCUGCGAUCCACCAGUUUAUCGCGUCUCUAUAAGCUCAAGCACGAUAAUGCUGGACGAGAACUUCACCCCAAAGAUCUCAGACAUUAGCCUAUCUGCUUCUGCUGAAAAUCCAACCUCAUCCCGUUGUCAAGAAGAGUGCAUCUUCCAGCUGGGACUGGUGAUCUUGGAGCUGAUCACAGGGCAGUCUUCGGACAAGGGUGGUGUCGACUUGGCACAGUGGGUUCAAGAGCCGCGUUUCUUGAGAUCGAUACACAAGAUGAUUGAUCCUGAUCUUGGCAAUAGCUAUGAUCCAAGAGAGCUCAAUGGCCUUCUCAAUGUUGCAAGAUUGUGCAUAAGAUCUGUAGAUAAGACUAGAGUAUACACACCUCAAAUUUUGUGGUAUUUGCAGAAAAAAAUAGGGAUCUCAAGAAAAUGAAAAAAGUGAUUUUAGAAUGAUAUAUAUGUUUUUUUAAAUUGUUAAAAAUUUUCUUUUCGUUUUUUACUGGAGAGUUCUCUUUCUGCCCGACUCUUCGGUCUUAAGAACACCGGUUUUAUGUUAUUCA